This is a messenger RNA of Rotaria sordida, 1203 nucleotides long. The record is from the annotation of a GenBank genome assembly. NCBI's taxonomy places the organism in Eukaryota, Metazoa, Rotifera, Eurotatoria, Philodinida, Philodinidae.
AUGAAAGUAAAUGUUGAUUAUUUAUCUGUUGAUAAAAAUGAUAGACAUCGACGUCUUCGAGGUAAACUCCUGUUUAAAGAAACAUUCGAGAAAUGUGAAGAAUAUUGUGGGGGUGAUACUUCUUUAACAGUUGAUAAGUCAACAAGGUUGCCUACUAUUGUCUCCGAAUCCAAUGCCAAUAACAAAGUAAUGAGAUGUACAAUAUUUGAACAAAAAAAGCGAAAAAAUGAAUCAAAAGAACCUGAAUUUACUGGAAAGCAAAUGAAAACAAAUUCGUCAAUUGUGAUUGUUAAGAAAUCAACUCAAAUUGAUAAAACAACACAAAACAAUCAACAGAAUGCAUUUGAUAAUCAAAAACGACAACCUAAUGAAAAUAAUACCAAUGAUCAACCUGAAUCAUCCGCUUCAACUACGGAAUCUUCAAUCAUUGUAAGCCUUUCUAAUAACGAUUCCCUUGACAAUAAUAGGUCGUCAAAAUGUUCAGCUGAUUUGAAUCAAUCUCAACAACGAACAAAAUUAACAGGAAUUGAUCGACAAGAAAAUGACACUAUUUCCAAUGAUAAUAUAGAAGCGGAUGAUGAAUUAAUUUUACCUCGUCAUAUUCAACUUGAAUUAAAGAGUAAUAGAAAACGAAUUCUUGAUCUGGAAAAUCAAUUGAAAGAAUUGAAACAUACAUCCGUUCCAUUUCCAACAACUGAAAAAGGUGAUUAUUUGCGCCGUGUGUUGAAUGUUGUUGAUAUGCAUGAUGAAUUAGCACAAACAAGAACAAUUAAUUAUGGGCAACUGUUAGGUCUUACUAAUUUUGAAUUAUUAGAAGCAACUGGUAAUGGACGAUUACCAUGGAAAAAAAUUGUUGUCAGUUUAAUACAAGCUUGUUUCAAGAAUGUAGAUUUGCAAUAUGAAAAUUAUACAUCACUUCGAGCUCGUAAUAAAGAUUUGAUUGAUAAUAUUUCAGCUUAUGUCAAAACUGUUUGUCCUACUGCUGUGUUCACCAAUACAGAAUUUUCAGGUUGUAUUACUGGUAAAUGUCAUAAUAUGAAAUGUGAUAACAAGAAAAAAGCCAAUAAACUCGCUUCUCUUUAAAUGUUUCAACAACAAGAUGAUAAUCUUAUGGUUGUUACUAAUAAUAAAAUAUUACAUUUAUGAUGUAAUCAGAAACAAUAUGUUGUCAAGUAAAUAAACAAUAUUUUUAUUAAGCAGUAU